CUGCCAAAUACUCUAGAUAAUAAAAUGCUAUUUAGAUCUUGAAUUGACCAAAAUUCGAGACAUAAUAUUAUACUCUAAUUCUUAAAGAUUAAAAAUCUAUGUCUUAAUUAUCUAAAUCUAUACACUAAGAUUAAUUUAGUUAGAAAAAUAAUCAAUCAUUAUGAUUCGCCAAAUUAGAUGCAAGUUUAGAGUUUAUGAUUGAUAAAUAUGAUCUAGAAUUGACUCCAUAACUAUAACAUCAUGUCUCAAAAUCGAGUUAAUUUGAGAUCUUAAUUUUUUUUUUUUUUUUACUAAAACUAUGUGGUACUUAUUUUACCUUGAAUAUAGUAAAAGCCACCGUAUAUAUUGUCGCAGAACAUUUAAACUAAUUGACUGCAUAUAUAAUUUGCUUUCAUACCAGUCCAGCAAAUUGUUGGAAUUUUGUGAAACUAUAUAAAUCACUAUCUACAAAUGGUGCUGGAGCUGGUGGGCGCGGUGGCUUCCUAUUUCUUUUAUAGUGUGUCAGACUCAGACUAGUCAGCUUUAUGUCUCCGUCUCUAUAUAUAAAAUCGAUGCCUAAAUAAACUCACGUGAAUAUGUUACAAUUUUACCAUAAUCACUAUUUUUUGUUUUUUGAAUAAAUAAUAAUCACUAGUUUUAUCAUUUCAUUUAAUAGCUAAUGUACCAUGUUGACAAAAUUUAUGCAAGAGUUUGAACCAUAAUUCUAGUUUAUUGCUUUAUCAGGUUAAUAUAGGAAUUAAAAACAUUAUUUAAUAACAAGGGAUGGGAUGUAUAUAUAUCUAAGACCUAAUAAAUACCCGGGAAAAAAAAAUAUUCGGCGAUUCAAGGUUAAAUGAUUAGAUUAUUGAACAUAUUAUAUAAAAGAAUGAUACAAGCUCAAACAAAGAAAAAAACUCAGAAGAUUGUUUGACUUCUUACAUGGUAUUAAUUAUUAGAAUUUUAUUUAAAAAUCAAAUUGUUCGAAACUUCGAAUAUUGAUACCACCCCAAAUAUUUAACGAUGAAUUGACGAUCGAACGACGAUUACCUCCAUUUUCAAAGAAGACAUCAGCAUGCAGGUAAAAGUGGACUUCUUUUGUGACUGGUUUUUCCUUUCCGAUCUUCAAACCCGCACAACACACUUUCAUUCUCUUUGUUCUUCUUUUUCCCACUAGACUAAAGGAAGUUCCUUUUUUCACUAGCCUAUCGAAAGGGAGACCUUUUAAUGAGUACUCUCCUGAUGAACUUCGAAAGUUAUUUGUCCAUGAAUGCUCCAUCAUCAUCAUCACCCUCUGCUUUCAUUUGGGUUUUCUGCUUUUCACUUUGCAGGACACGAUUGGGCCAGAUAGUAUAGAGGAAAGCAUGCAUAUGCUUAGCUAUAUUCUUGAAUUUAGUCGAAAUCGCGAUUUAUACGUAGAAUCACGAUUUUUUUUGUAUUUUGUGCAAUAUUAUAUUUAAAAUCACACUUUAAAAUUUAGAAACUAACACUUUUAUACUUUUAAUUAAAUCAUCAAAACGCUUUUUAUAUAGAUCGUGCUUUAAUUUCACUGCAUUGCUUAAACCAAUUACAGACUAGUUUUCCAAAUCCAGCUGAUGAUGUAUCAAUAACCAUAAUACUAGUGGGCUUUCCUUUCUCUAUAGCAACACCAAUUUUGAUUUAUGAAUCAAAAGCUACAGCAUGUUAAUUAAUGGUUACAAUUCAUGCUAGCCAUUCAUAGUAUUAUGAUCCAUCCCUCUGUACUAAACUGUAACUCUCAGAAAGUUGAAUUAUGGGAUAAAAACAAAUUCAAAUUAUUGGACAUGUGUUUACUCAUAAGAUAUCUGUGUAUAUAUUUGUCUCAUUUACUACGUACAUUUACAAUUUUUUGGAAGAUUGUGUAGCCUUUCAACCUCAUCAUGGUAGAGGAAACAGUUACUUGAGUUAUGUUUGUUGGUGGUCUUACCUUGAUUUUCUUUUGAUGAAUUGGUGUUAACUUGGUAGGCGAAUUUGAGGAUCGACCGUUUCUCAUAGUUGACGUCCAUAUAUAUAUAUAGUUGAUUUGACCAACAAAGUUGUUGUAAAAAAACAUGUGAUAUAUAAUCUCAAAGGCUAUCACAACAUGCGGUAGACAAAUGCACGUAGUUGUCAUCGAUGAAAGAAUGAGCACAAUUUUAUCAUCAUAGCCGACAAAGUUUCAUCGACAUCGACAUUGAAAAGAUCAAGUCUUAGCAGGAUGUUGUUAUUAAGCGUUACGAGUGUACUUGUGAUUAUUGAAAGCGGUCACCUUAUCAAGAAAUCACAAUGUUCUACUAUAAAUACGUCAAGGUAAUUACAAUUUAUUCAUAAUAAUUAAUAAAAAAGUUAUGUCGAGGUAGUCCAUACCAUUAUACACUACUUAUGAUGGACAUCUUUGUGGAGACAUGUAGGUUUGUUAAAUUUAUGGAUACAAACUUGAGAAGAUAAUAAGGACUAUACCACCUUCAGGAUUCGUCUCUCCAAUAAUCAAAGUAUAAAACUCUCAUAUCACAUUACAUUAGCGUCAUAUACAUAAUUUGGCUUCGUUGUUACUGUGUAGUAUGUAAUCGAUGACCUUGACUAGCAAGUAGUCACCGGGACUCGAAACCUAUUGGGGUUGUUCAUUAAGAUGCAACCAUACUAUAACAUUGAACUACAAUCCCAUGAUUAGGGCUGUCUAUUUGGUCCGGGUUUUUUGGUUUUACCCGAAACCGGACCGUAUAACCCGGAUCGAGACCGGGACCGGGACCGGAUAGUAAACAAUCCUAUCCAAUCUUUGGGCUCAGAUUUGAGGUAAAAAAUCGUUUGGGACCGGGAUCGAAAACUGGAUAAAGACCGGAUAAGAGAGCUCAACACCCAAAACUUAAGGGUAAUUUGCAUAAACGGUCACAAACUUUUGCACUUAGUACAAAACUUAACCAACUCCUCGCCCUUUCAGGCCUUAGACCACUCAAAUCCCCACAAACUCAAUAUAAAAUCAAGAUCGAAUUAGGACCGGACCGGAUCAAAACCGGAUUGUAUCCAAUCCAAUUUUUGAUCCUUAUAUUUUCAAAAAAACUAGACUGUACCUAAUCAAUUUGCGCCAAUUUAACCGUACCGGACCGGACCGUAUAGCCACCCCUACCCAUGAUACUAGUCGAUAUAGGCAAAACAGAGUGUAAUUGUUCAAUCAAAUAAUUACGAAUUCGUAAUAUUGAAGUUCUCUGAUGUACUUAUUAUUUUUCUUUUCCUUGUAUUUAUUUGUGGUUUUAUUAUAUGGUGGAGUCCCUUUCCCUUCACGGACGGCAUUCCCACUAUCCCCAUAUCCCACCAAUUAACUUUUUUUUUUUUUUCUGAUGCUGCAAGCUUCUUAUUAUUAUAUUGUCCACAUCUCUCCUUCUGAUCUGAUUGAUGUUCCUCUCCUUUUUUCGAAUCUCUUCUUUUUGGGUCUCCUAAUUACUCAAUAAUUAUGGCAUGAUCAUUUUGACUUCUCCCCUAUGCCCUAAUCCCUAUAUUAACAUUUGUUGAUUGUGGAAGAAAAGAAACAAGGAGAGCAAACCCCUCCACCAUUCAUUCUUCAACAAAUUUCCAAUUUUUGAAAGGUAAUGUGUUUUCUUUUUAUAUGUGAAAACCUGAAGAAACAUUAAAAUAUGUAUAUAGUUCAAUUAACAAAAUGCAUUUAUUAAUUAGCGGAGAAGAAGGAUUUUCCAGAGCUUGUAUUGUCUCAAUGUGGGGCAUGUGUUAACUACUUAACUUAGUUAUAGACUUAUAGGCAAGUAGAUCAUUGUAAUUUGUUCAUCGAAAAAGAAUAGAAAAUUAAAAAAAGGAGAAGAAUAUUUUCACCUGAAGAUAAGAAGAAGAAAAAAGAGGAAGAAGAUUCAGAGCAAAGAAAUGAAGAAAAUUUGCAGUCUCAAAUUGAUUUUAUAAAAUUUGUAUAUGGUCAGAACAUGGUUCUGUGUAACAUGAAGAGCGUUGGUAUAGUUAGAACUUAGAGAAGUAGUCAUCUAAACAAUCAUGGAAUUAAGCGGUUCAAAUCGUAUAUACAUGCAUGUUGAGUAUCAACUUAUAUCAAGAUGUGAAUGUAGCAACCACCUCUAUUUAAGCCCUCCACUUAAAUGAUGCAUGUUUUCUUUAUUUUCUAUACUCGUUGAUAUAUGUGGAUGAUGACAAUUGCAAGUGUGCAAACCGAAAUCUCUUUCGGGCAAAGAAUUCAUACAAAACCUUGAGUUGUUCCAAAAAAAAAACGAGGAAUGUAUAAGAUCGUUCAAUAUAGGAAGAGCAAAAAAUUAUUGCUCUUAGCCUCUCAAAACAAAAAAUGCGUUGGUAAGACUAGAUAUAGAGGACCAAAUGACAAUUAUGAUUGUGUCUCACCGACUUCGAAACUCUAUACCAACAAAUCAAGUAAGUCGUCAUGUAUCAUCCAUCAACUAAUCCAAGUAAAAAUCGCUAAGUAAUUAAAAGUCCAUCAUAAGUACAUAGUUAAAAAUGAUUUUCAAGACGCUCAUCCAUUAAUCUUAACAAAGCAUACAAAAUAGUGAAGUACAUGUCUAUCAAAACAAUACAUGUCUAUCAGCUCGAUGCAAAAAGUAAUCAUCGUAAUUAAUCAAGUUAAUGACGGGUCGUAACGAAACACGCAAAGUUCUAAUAUGUGAAUCCUUAAGAAGUUCAUCAGAUUAUGAGAUGAAUGCAUUUCAUUUUUUUCCCCCCCCCCCCCCCCCCCCCCCCCCCCCCCCCCCCCAUUUUUUGCAAAAAGGAAAGAAAUAUAUAAGGCUUUGCUUUUGUUUUCUUCUUUCCCCCUAGCUAACUUGAACUAUAAAAUAAUGUUUGCAUCGGCAUUCGGCAAUCCAAAUAAUAUUCGAUACUAAGAGGCAAGAUCAGGCCUUGUUUUGGAUUCUAACACACAUCCAUCAUUCACAAAACCCAUUCAAAACAUAUAUUCCCUUUCAUCAAACCAAUAACACAGGCCAGAGCUUGAAUUGAGCUCUCUCAUUCAUUCGCUUUGGAAAUGAACAGAAUCGAAUAGAAAAAAAAAAAUAAUAAGGGUUCAACCAAAACCCCUCUUGUCCUCUUCCACCACCAAUAAUACAACAAAGAAUAUAACAAUUAACUAGUGAUGGAAUUGUUUUUUUUUUAAAUAUAUAUAUACUGAAAAAUUAUAUAGUAGCAGUACACUCAUACGGUGGUCCAGCUGAUGAGUCUAUGGCUGACUGACCAUUUCAACACCAGCCGUGUAAGAUAAGGAGAGAGACAGAGAAAGAUGGAGGAAGGGAGGGAAAUAUUCUAUCUUUAGGUUUAGGUUUGUCGUUCUGUUUGUUGGUAUUUGGCUUGGCCUCAAGCUACUCAUCAGCUUACCGGAAAGGCCACCUCUCAAAUAAUCCUUUUUCUCUCCCAUUUCUUCCUUUUUUCCCCCUCUCCCCCAUUUCUCUUUCCUCCUCACUAUGGCUUAAUUAGGGUUGGAAUUGGGUUUUGGUUUCGAUUAACCGAAUCGAAUUAGAUCAAGUUACCCAAAUUCGAGUUGACUCCAUUUAAGCAAUCGUAACUGUUGUGGUUUGUGAUUAUAUUAUGAUUUUUCCGUUCUGAUGUGGUUAUCGACAUUGAAGUUAACGAUCCAUUGGAUUUGUACCAUAAUCUGGUAAGACCUUGAUGUUGGAAUGAUAUUGUGGACUAGUAACUAGACUCAGGCUGGGUUUGUGGCUACAUGGAAAACCCGAAAUAUGACAUAAACCCAAAACCGAGACUCUUCGAUUCGUUCAAUUUGAGAUUCUCGAUUACCUAAUCAAUGAAUUCACUUUUCGAUUAGACCGCUGAACCAAACUUAAAUUUCAAGCCCUACCACAGCUCUCUCUCUCUCUCCUCAAUAUGAAAUAUCCAACUUGGGGACAAGCCAAGUCUCCCCCAUGAUGAUAAUUAAGUCUUAUAGUGUAUGAUUGUGGAGUGGUUCCCCCUCCUUCCUUUCCUCUUCAAAAGUUGUAAGCAAGCGACUUUGCUAGCUAGGCAACCUAGCCACUGUUAGAGAGAGAGAGAGAGAGAAAGACUGUUGUUCUCUAGUUUUUUCUUCGGUUUCAUUUUGUUGGGAUUAUGUCUUUGGUCUGGUUGUGGUGGUGAAACCUGAGCGGUUUCUGUGGUGGAUGUUUUUGGUUUUUUCCCUGUUUUAGUCCUCCUGUUUUCAGCUCUCUUUCUCUCCCUUCCUCCCUCCCCCUGCCUUCUUCGUCGUUGUUCUCAUCCUGGUUUUAGCUCGUUUAAGGUCACAACUCACAAACCACCACCUCCAAACAAACAACACACAACAACAACCUUUCCCCUCUCUCUUCUCUCUUCUCUCUCUCUCUCUCUCUCUCUCUCCAUCCUUGGGGAAAAAGCCAUCAUCAUGAAUAUGCCUGAAGAUUUGUUCUCCUCCCACGUCCCUUCCUCACUCAGCAGAGCCGCAGCCGCCGCUUCCUCUCUUCACCUCCAACAAGACCCUCCUCCCAACCCUAACCCUACUCCUCCUCCCGCCGCGGCGGCCAACAACAACAACAACAAGCGCAAGCGCAACCUCCCCGGCACACCAGCAGAUCCAGAUGCAGAAGUCAUCGCGCUGUCCCCCAAAUCGCUCAUGGCCACCAACAGGUUCCUGUGCGAGAUAUGCAACAAGGGGUUCCAGCGGGACCAGAACCUGCAGCUCCACCGGCGAGGGCACAACCUUCCCUGGAAGCUGAAGCAGCGGUCGAAGACGGAGGUGGUGAGGAAGAAGGUGUACAUCUGCCCCGAGAAGACGUGCGUCCACCACGAGCCCGCCCGCGCGCUGGGCGACCUCACGGGGAUCAAGAAGCACUUCAGCAGGAAGCACGGCGAGAAGAAGUACAAGUGCGAGAAGUGCUCCAAGAAGUACGCCGUCAUGUCCGACUGGAAAGCACACAGCAAGAUCUGCGGCACCCGCGAGUACCGCUGCGACUGCGGCACCCUCUUCUCCAGGAAGGACAGCUUCAUCACGCAUAGAGCGUUCUGCGACGCCCUAGCAGAGGAAAGCGCGAGAUUCACAUCCGUAUCCGCCAACUUUCGCAACGACCUGAUGAACCCGAUACUCAGCCACCAUCAGUCCGGCGCCAGCCUAUCCCAGUUCCCGAGCAUGUUCAGGCAGGAGCUUUCCACCGGCGGGGGAUCGGAUCUAUCCGGUGGCGGCGGAGGGAGCAGCAGCAAUCUAGAAGGAGGAGGAGUGCAUCAUCAAAAGUCUACCGCGAGGAAUGGCAUGCCGAUGUGGAUGGAUCAGAUGGCCAGCGGCGGAGGAGGAGGCAGCAGUGGUGGUGGCAACCCGAACGCGUUCGGGUUGCCACCUGAGCUGGUCCAACCGAGCAUGUUCGGUUCGAUGAUGAGCCCUCCUCCUCCACCUCCACAAUGGAGCACAGGUGGCACCGGACAGCUGUCCGGGAUGGGGCUUCCACGUGGGAUGAUGAUGAUGAAGGAGGAAGACGAAAACAACCACAACAACAACAACAAGAGUAGUAGUAGUAGAGAGCUCCUUUCCUCGUCAGAAACGGGUGCGGGCCUCUACUCCAACAGCCACCACCUUCAAUCCGCGGGACACAUGUCGGCCACCGCGCUCCUCCAGAAAGCCGCCCAGAUGGGGUCCACGAGGAGCAACCCGACCGCCGGGUUCGGCGGCGUCGGGCUGAUGACGUCGACGCCCUCGCUGUCCAGCAUGAUGCCAGCUGGCGGACGUAACGGGCAUCUGAACGAGCUGGUGAGCUCGAUGGCGUCUGCGGCGGCGGGUGACACGGAGAGGAUGCUGAUGAGCGAGAUGGCGAUGCAAGGUGGCGGCGGCGGCGGAGGAGGAGGAGGAAGAGGAGGGGAGGCGGGGGAGGGUGGGUUUACGAGGGACUUUUUGGGAGUGGGAGGCCAUCAUCAUCAUCAUGAAGGUGGCGGUGGGAACAGUAGGCCGAUGAUGCUGCAGCAGGAGCUGGCGAGAUACGCGUCUUUGGGGUCGAUGUCGAACUCGGCGGCGGCGGCGAUGGAGCUGAUUCACCCGAGUUACCGGUCGUCGUCGUCGUCGGCUGGACAUCACUGACCUAGCUGCUGGCUAGUUGCCCUCCCUACCACCGACAGGUAAUUUAUUUAUGAUAUUUAUUUUCUCGAUCAUAUUGUUCAGAAUUUUUUUCGUCAAAGGGUUUCCGCGUGAAAAACUGUUUAACAUGCAUUUUUUUAACGUGAUUGAUUGAACAACCUAAUAGUAGGUUUUAGUAACUUCAAAUUUUCUCGUUUCAAUAAUGGGGAGGAAGGAAAAAAGAUUUCAUGUAUAAUUGGGUGACAACUGACACCUCUAGAAAUUCAUUACACUGUGCUUAGUUGAAGUUGUUACAACAUUUGUAUUGUUCGUAUUUCGUAAUGUAUCGUUUUAUUUUAAUUUUAUGCAUAUUGUUUGAUAUGAUAGAAAUUGUCACUCAAAGUACACCUAAAAUACGUGAUUAUUAAAUCUCAUGUUUUAGGUGAGAUUGUUUAGAUAAUUUGGUUGGAAUUGUUGAGUUUUUUUUUUUCUUCUUUCAACCACAUCCCCAACUUUUUAUUCUGUUGCUUUUUUAGUUAAAGCAAAGGAUAUGGAAUAAGCUUCUAAUCAUGGAAUCAACUCGUUUUUUUAUUAUAGAUUACAAAUUCGUAAUCCUAGCCCAUUACCACAUCAUAAAUCAAACUAUAUGAACUACAAUACAAUAAUUCUCUAUUAUACAUGCAUUAAUAAUAAUAUAUCAAUUACUAUCAACAAAACCAAAUCAUCCCUAGAUUUUUAUUAGUUGUGUAAAUUGGAGUUGGUUCAUUUUUUUAUGAACUAUGCACUUUUUCGAUAAAUGUAAAGUUAGAAAGAGAAAGAAUUCGAACACAUCAAACAUGGAUACAAUUUGAUUAAUGAAUGCUAGAGAUCCAUUUCCCCCCUUUUAUCUAAUAAUUUUUCUUCUUUGAAUAAAUAAAUCGAAUCAAAUGCAUUUUGAAAUUUGUUUAUGGUCCUCAUUUUUUGUGUCUUUUUUUUGAGAUCUGAUUGCUAACUGGAUAAGACUAUAGAUAUAUGUCGACCGAGCUGUUAACCAAGUUAGAAUCAAUAAGUUACAUUUACACAUUCCUAUCAGCCCACGAGGCAAUUAGACAUAACGUACGUAAUUACCCAUUUUCCCAACCCUAAUAUUAUAUAUCCUUAUCAUUUGGUUUUACAUCACAGAUAUAUAGAUGGAUAGCUGAUACGUUGCUGCGAAAGGAUGGCAACAUCGGGCAGUGAUGGGUUGGGAAGAAAGAGAAAGAUGAUGAAGGAAGAACUAGAGAGAGAGAGAGAGAGAGAGAGAGCAUGUGAAUGUGAAUGUGAAGUGGGGGCAGCGUACUACUGCUGGGAGGGAGGUCGGGAGAGUGGCAUAUUGGCCGGAAGAGACAGAAGAGAAAGAGACAGAGGUGAUGCCAAUUUCAAGGAAGACGACCCUCUCUUCACCUGUCUCCCUCUCUGUCUGUCUUGCUGUGCGGGCCACAUCCAUGCAAAAAGGCAAAGACAUUUUUCUUAGAUUUCGUUUCGUUCUCCAAAAACUUUUUAACAUUAGGCAGUAAAAGAAAGAAGAAAAAAAAAAUGUUAGAGGACUGUGUUUCUGCGAGUUGCAGCAGGGUCAGUCAGGGUGUGACCACAAACGUCACGAGCUGGAGAAGAAGGUGGUGGUGGUGGCCAGCGGCCGUGUGAUCCAACGUAACGUAACGUAACGUAACGUCCUCAAGUGGGCAGUGGUCACACUGAGUAGCUAGCUAGCUAGCUGCUACUGGGUUGGUUCUUUCUUUCUUUCUCUGUGUAUGUGUAAGAUCUGCUGCUGCUGCUGCUGCAAUCUACUUUUCCUGUGGCGGCUGUCACGUUUGUUUCAGCUACAUCUCACUAGAAAGAAAAGGUCAGUGAGAUU
Linum trigynum is the source of this 9845-nucleotide messenger RNA. The record is from the annotation of a GenBank genome assembly. Lineage: Eukaryota; Viridiplantae; Streptophyta; Magnoliopsida; Malpighiales; Linaceae.